Capsella rubella is the source of this 1889-nucleotide messenger RNA. RefSeq names its product threonine synthase 1, chloroplastic. Gene Ontology annotation, cellular component: cytoplasm. Gene Ontology annotation, molecular function: threonine synthase activity; pyridoxal phosphate binding. The transcript has a single exon. Lineage: Eukaryota; Viridiplantae; Streptophyta; Magnoliopsida; Brassicales; Brassicaceae. Gene Ontology annotation, biological process: L-cysteine biosynthetic process. Bases 143 to 1708 code for a protein of 521 amino acids. The record is from RefSeq and is a predicted model, not a curated record.
GAUAUUAUUACACGACACACUUCGGUUAUGUAGCUAAACCGGUUAUCAGAAUUAAUUCCGGUUAACCUGAAUUUGACUCUUUCGUGUCGCCGCCACACACAAUCAAACAUCACCCGCCACUCACUUCUCCCAUCUCUAAAAAAUGGCGUCGUCGUGCUCUUCUCUCUCUUCCUUCAACUGGACUCAUCAAAACUCUCUCCACCGUCAUCGUCGAUCAUCCGUUACUCCCCGUAACGACCGUCACGUCAUCAUCUCCUCCGUCAAAACCGCCGAUGGAAACGGCAACGUCACUUCUCCUACGAAUGACAACAUCCGCGACGAAGAAGCUCGCCGCAAUCGCUCAACCUCCUCCGCCGUAAGUCCUUUCUCCGCUAGAUACGUUCCGUUCAACGCACCGGCUGAGUCAACGGAGUCAUACUCCCUAGACGAGAUCGUAUACCGUAGCAAAUCCGGUGGUCUUCUCGAUGUAGAACACGACCUCGAAGCUUUGAAACAUUACGACGGAGCUUACUGGCGUAAACUAUUCGAUUCGAGAGUUGGAAAAACCAAGUGGCCUUACGGAUCUGGAGUCUGGUCCAAGAAAGAGUGGGUGCUUCCUCAAAUCCACGACGAUGACAUUGUUUCCACUUUCGAAGGUAACUCUAAUCUCUUCUGGGCUGAGAGGUUCGGCAAAAAGUUUCUACAGAUGAAUGAUUUAUGGGUGAAGCAUUGUGGAAUUAGUCAUACAGGAAGUUUUAAAGAUCUUGGUAUGACUGUUUUGGUAAGUCAAGUCAAUCGUUUAAGGAAGAUGAAUAAACCUGUGGUUGGAGUUGGUUGUGCUUCUACCGGAGAUACUUCCGCUGCUCUUUCGGCUUAUUGCGCAUCCGCGGGGAUCCCCUCGAUUGUGAUCUUACCGGCGAACAAAAUCUCAAUGGCUCAGCUGGUUCAGCCGAUUGCCAACGGUGCGUUUGUUUUGAGUAUUGACACUGAUUUUGAUGGUUGUAUGAAGCUGAUUAAGGAGAUUACUUCGGAGUUGCCGAUUUAUUUGGCGAAUUCGUUGAAUAGUUUGAGGUUAGAAGGACAAAAGACUGCAGCGAUUGAGAUUCUUCAGCAGUUUAAUUGGGAAGUUCCAGAUUGGGUGAUUGUUCCUGGAGGCAAUCUUGGUAACAUUUAUGCGUUUUACAAGGGUUUUAAGAUGUGUAAAGAGCUUGGGCUUGUGGAUAGGAUUCCGAGGCUGGUUUGCGCACAAGCGGCUAACGCGAAUCCGCUUUACUUGCAUUACAAGGCAGGUUGGAAAGAUUUCAAGCCGGUUAAGGCUAGUUCCACUUUUGCAUCUGCGAUUCAGAUUGGUGAUCCGGUUUCGAUAGACAGGGCGGUGUAUGCUCUUAGAAACUGCGACGGCAUUGUGGAAGAAGCCACGGAAGAGGAGCUUAUGGAUGCCAUGGCUCAGGCAGAUUCCACUGGAAUGUUUGUUUGUCCACACACUGGUGUUGCCCUAACGGCUCUGUUUAAAUUGAGGAACCAAGGAGUGAUUGCACCAACUGAUCGGACCGUGGUGGUGAGUACUGCUCACGGGUUGAAAUUCAGCCAGUCUAAAAUCGAUUACCACUCGAAAGCCAUACCCGAUAUGGCUUGCCGGUUCUCAAAUCCCCCAGUUGAAGUGAAUGCAGAUUUUGGAGCCGUGAUGGAUGUCCUCAAGGGUUACCUGGGUAAUAAGGCACUUAAUUAGGUCAUAGAUCGGCCAAUGCUAUAUAUGAGCUACUUGUAUAUCUCCCAUCUACGUUACUAUUUCCACAAAAUAUUAUUUUGGUAUAAAUUUUGAUACACUCUUUGCAGAGCAAAAUCAAGAUUUGAAGAAGAGAAUUAUCUAUGCAUUUCACAAAGGUUUUAGAAUGUGUCAAGAACUUGGA